UGGAGCGGCGCUGGAUCGGUGGGGGAAGGUGGAGACAGCCGCAAGGAGGGCCCAGGGCGGGGCUCAGCCAGUACGCGUCCGGCUGCGAGAGCAGAGCGACGUAACCCUCCGUGGCAGGGCGCUGGGGAAAGCUAACACCCAUGGACCUGCUAAAGCUCUAAAAAGCAAAACCUCAGCAGAUGCAGUUUUCAGUAUCCUACGGACUCUAGAGAAGAAUCUGUCAGGACCUGCAGCAAAGCAUCUCCAUAGAAAGAGCCAUCUUUAGAACAAAGAUGAACAUCAGGAAACCUUACAGUACCUUUAAUGUCAGCAAUGGAACAGAUCUAGCUAUUGGCUUUACCUCUUCCACAAUGGCUGUCCUUCUGUUUGGUACAAACUUUGUGCCUGUUAAGAAAUUUGAUACUGGUGAUGGAAUGUUCUUCCAGUGGAUUCUCUGUGCCUCCAUAUGGCUAGUGUCUUUGGUGGUCAAUUUAAUCCAGAAUUGCCCCCAGUUUUGGCCUCUAGCUAUGGUUGGGGGUUUCGUGUGGGCAACAGGCAAUGUUGCAGUUGUCCCUAUUGUUAAAACUAUUGGCUUAGCUCUUGGUCUUUUGAUAUGGGCUUCUUUUAAUUUGCUGACAGGUUGGGCAAGUUCAAGAUUUGGUUGGUUUGGAAUUGACCCAGAAGAGGUAUCAAGACCAAUCUUAAAUUCUGUUGGAGCUGGACUUUCAUUAUUAAGUGCUGUCAUAUUUCUGUUUAUAAAAACUGAAGUCCAGAGUUCUUCAGCUUCAUUAGAAAGCACACCUUUACUGAGAGAAAGUUCUAUUAAUGCUUCAGAAGAUACCUCUGAUGACUCAUGGGUGGACAGCCUUUCUCCAGCAAAAAAGAGACUCAUAGGAUGUAGCCUGGCUGUAGUAGCUGGAGUACUCUAUGGUUCCAGUUUUGUACCAGUACUUUACAUCAAGGACCAUGGAAGAAGAAAUGAAACUGUAUACACUGGAGCGAGUCAAUUUGAUUUAGAUUAUGUUUUUGCACAUUUCAGUGGAAUAUUUCUUACAAGUACCAUCUACUUUUUGAUCUACUGUGCAGUCAAGAAAAAUAAACCCAAUGUUUAUCCUCAAGCUAUAUUGCCAGGGUUUGUUUCUGGUGUGCUUUGGGCAAUAGCCAGUUGCUGCUGGUUCAUAGCCAAUCACUAUCUCAGUGCUGUGGUCAGCUUUCCAAUAAUUACUGCAGGUCCUGGCCUUGUUGCUGCAAUGUGGGGAGUCCUUGUAUUUAAAGAAAUCAAGGGACUGAAAAACUACAUCUUACUGUCAGUAGCGUUUUGCAUCAUUUUGGCUGGAUCACUCUCCACAGCUUUUUCUAAAGUUUGAAAGGACUUCUGGGCCAGUAGAUGGUGCUACUGUUUUAAUAUCAUCUGAAAGACCAUAAUGCUGUAUCGCAGGACAUAAUACAUUUCCAAAUGUGGGUCCAGUAUUUAUGCCAACUUGAAUCAGACAAGUGAAGAAGAAAACCUUUGCUAAAUGUUUCCAUUUUACAUGAUUUUUAAAAAAGCACUGGAAGUAUUUUUUUCUGCAUUUCUUGGAACAGGAAGAAUAAUGAAAGAAUAUUAAAUAAAUCUAAAUGAUUUUUUUAAUGACUAAUAUAUUAAUUUCUUUCUAGUUCAGGUACUAAACUUCAUGUCAUCAUAAACUGCGGUUCAGUAUUGUGAUAAAGGGAUUUUAACGUUUAAUCUGUAAUACUGUAGGUAUUUGCCAUCUGAUUUGUUUUAUUAUAAUAUUUAACUGAAUCAAAUAGAAAAUAUAUCUUGGAAUAUUCUUUAUGGAAUUGAUAUGAUGAAGAUGUUAGGCUUUUUUUUUAUUUAGAAGCAUUCUUUAAAGUCACCAAAGCAUAAUCUUCCAAUCACUUCAGAAUUUUGAAGAAAAUACAGGGGAAUAAAAGAUGCUGUAAAAAGAAUUACUCAUGUUUGCUGCUCAACUCUUUAUUUAGUUGCAAAAACAUUAAGUAGAAGUUGGGACCAGGAUGCAAAUAGUUGUGGAAGUUUGAUUUUUUUUUUUUUUUUUCCCAGUUGCAAGUAAACAUUUCUAUGUUGCAGUAUGACUUAGGUGAUUCAGAUUUUGUUUCCAAAUAACUCCAAGCAGUUUCUGAAUAUUUUUCUAUGUAGCAUGUUUAAAUCUUAAAGAAUUAUUAAUAGCAAUGUUUAUUUCAUUGAAGCAUUUUGCUGUAACUGUCCAGUCGUUGUUCUGUACAAGGCAAGGUGAUCUAUAUGCAAAUCACUUCUGACAGUUGUUUUCAAACUUUUUUCUUUAAAAAAAUAAAAAAGUAAGUUCCACAACAUCUUUAGGCAAAAUAGCCAGCUUCUAACUACCUAUCCUUCUAGAAAGCCCUUCUCUCCAAAGGAAAUUCCCUAAGAGGAAUCUUUAUGUCCACUGUUCCAUGACCACCAUUAAUAUGAACAAUUGAUUUUCUUCCUCAUGGCAGCUAACUUUUAUAUAUGCAAAACGUGUUACCUGAGCCUGCCUUUAGUCUUUCCUUCAGUUAGCCUUUACCUUCUGCAGUCUCCUCUUGUUUGUAGUGUACCCAUAUUUUUUCUUUCUCUUUUCUGAAAUAAAUGGAUAAGAUCUGUCUAAAGGAACUAGACAUGGCAAUAAGAUUACAAGAUCCAAGAAGAGCAGCAGUAAGUUGGGUUUUUUUCGUCCAGUUUGCAAGCUCUGUUCAUGAGGACGUAUCAUAGUAUGACACUUUUUGCUGUCACAGCUCAAUAUUGUUACAUGUUCAGAUUGUAAUAAUAAUUCCUCUUUUCUUCCUUCCAUCUUCCCUAGCCUACUAUUUAUAAGAUUUUAUCUUAAAACUGUUACUUAGCCUGCUUUUUCCUAUCCCAUAUUUAUUCCUGCCCAAGUGUCAAAAUUUGAUGUCUGUCAGUUUUUUUAACCCCUCAAGGCGUUUCUCUGUGUGUUAACUGUGUCCUUCAACAAGUUGGCAGUGGUUUCCAGCCAGAUGUCAUCUGCAAAUUUAAUAAACAUGCUUUCUAAUUGUUGUAAACAA
Pogoniulus pusillus (Red-fronted tinkerbird) is the source of this 3018-nucleotide messenger RNA. It is a transcript of the gene TMEM144, whose product is annotated as transmembrane protein 144. Gene Ontology annotation, biological process: carbohydrate transmembrane transport. The transcript has 13 exons. Gene Ontology annotation, molecular function: carbohydrate transmembrane transporter activity. Gene Ontology annotation, cellular component: membrane. The coding region runs from base 273 to 1346 and encodes 357 amino acids. NCBI's taxonomy places the organism in Eukaryota, Metazoa, Chordata, Aves, Piciformes, Lybiidae. The record is from RefSeq and is a predicted model, not a curated record.